Molecule: messenger RNA, 1539 nt
Organism: Vidua macroura (Pin-tailed whydah)
Lineage: Eukaryota; Metazoa; Chordata; Aves; Passeriformes; Viduidae
Gene: TBL2
Product: transducin beta like 2
Exons: 8
Coding region: 73-1443 (456 amino acids)
Biological process (GO): endoplasmic reticulum unfolded protein response
Cellular component (GO): endoplasmic reticulum
Molecular function (GO): protein binding
Source: RefSeq, a predicted model, not a curated record
CCGGGGCCGCGUAUACGCACACGGAAAUCCCCCCCCCUUCCUGGUAGCGGCCGCUGACGCGGCGGCGGGAAUAUGGAGGUGGCGGCAGCGCUCGGCGGCUCGGGGCUACCAGGCGCCCUCAUCGUCCUCAUCCUUGUCCUGCUUCUGGCGGUCGCGCUGUACCGCUCUGCUCCGCGGGAGACCCCCACUGCCCCGCAGGACGGAGCCAGGGCGAACGGGCACGCCAGGCCGGAGGAGCCGCGGAAGGCGAAGCUGGCGGUGAGGGCUCGCAGGGAGAAGCCGCACCAGCACAACUUCGCACACCGGCUACUGGUGGCUGCCCUCAAGGGCCACAGCAGCCCGGUCACCUGCCUGGACUUCAGCAGCAACGGCAAGUACCUGGCGUCAUGCUCUGAAGACCGCACGGUGCGGCUGUGGAGCACCCGGGACCUGGCAGGGCGGGAGCACCGCUGCCUGCGCACCAACAUAGGUCUGGACCACGCCGAGCUCGUCCGCCUCAGCCCUGACUCACGUGUUGCAGUUGAACCAACACAGGGAGAGAACUUGGUGCCCUUGGCUUUCAUUGUCUGGCUGGCCAAUGCUGAGACUAUUCGUGUCUACAAGAUGACCAAGAAGGAUGAUGGCAGCUUCACCUUCACUGCGACUUCUGGGGACUUCCCAAAGAAGCACAAGGCUCCUGUCAUUAACAUAGGGAUUGCAGAGACAGGUAAGUUUAUCAUGACAGCUUCCAGUGACACCACCAUCCUGAUCUGGAGCCUAAAGGGCGAAGUCCUGGCCAGCAUUAACACCAACCAGAUGAACAAUGCCUAUGCCGCAGUGUCACCCUGUGGGAGGUUUGUGGCAUCCUGUGGCUUUACCCCCGAUGUGAAGGUGUGGGAGGUAUAUUUUAAUAAGAAUGGAGACUUCAGGGAGGUGACCAGGGCUUUUGAGUUGAAAGGCCACACUGCUGGUGUACAAUCCUUUUCAUUCUCCAACGACUCAAGGAGGAUGGCAACCGUGUCAAAGGAUGGCACAUGGAAGUUCUGGGACACAGAUGUGGAGUACAAGAAGCAGCAGGACCCAUAUCUGCUCCUGACAGGGCAGUGUGCAGUUCUGGAGCCAUGCCGCAUUGCCCUGUCCCCUGACAGCCGCACGGUCGCUGUGGCGGGCAGCACAGACAUUGUGGUGUACAACACACGGCGCGGCGAGGAGGAGGAGCGUUUUCUUGGCGUGCACAGCCACUGUAUCACAGACCUUGCGUUUGACACCACCGGCCGCUAUGUCGUGUCCUGUGGGGACCGCGCUAUCCGUGUCUUCCACAACACUGCUGGGCACCGUGCCGUGGUGGAGGAGAUGGAGGCCAUGCUGAAAAAAACUGGGAACAAAGCCACGCAGGAGAGGCUGGAGCAGCAGAUCUCCAGUGCUCGCAAAGCAUUGGCUGCUAUCUAUGGCAAGAAGUACUAAGCUACCUGUACAGCAGGAGGCAACUGCGCUCUGCCUUGGGGAUGUUGUUUUUUUUUAAUAACUGUGAACAGCAAUAAUAAAAGAGUGCCCGGGUUC